AUGAUCUACCCGAAGCUACCCAGAGAGAAGCUCCAAAGGCAAAUCGAUGAUCUGCAAGGUCAAGUAACCGGGUUGCAUAGAGCUCGGGAAGAGACCAAUCUCGAGCUUUCCUCGGAGUUCCAGAUCCUGAAGGAAAAUCUCAACGAACACUCCAAGCAACUGGAGCAGAGGGCCGAGAAGCUCAGCCAGCUCGAAUCGGAGAAUCUUACCCUCCGAGACGAGAACCAAGCCCUCAACAUGGCAAGUAACAAGAAACGUCGAUUCCAGACUCAGGUUCGCCCUAUACUGACUCUGGAGACACCUAAUUCCGAGACAGGCGCGAAUUUCCCAACUACGGCGCCGGGAGGAGACGCAUCAACGCGCGAAAAGGCCAAGGAUGCUCAGACCUACGACAUGGAGGACAGGGACUCGGAGCCCGAACAUGAUAAAGAAGCAUCAGACGGAGCAGCGAGAGCGGAGUCUCCUAUGAUCGCUCACCUUCACCAGAUGUUCUCCGAGAGGCUCGACGCCAUGCAGUCCAUGGUACAGAGACUCCUGGGGGUAGCUCCCCCCAUCCGGAAGAGCAAUCCCGACUCCUACGCCGAUACUCCCUUCACGAAUGAGAUCACCUUGAUCGAGAUGCCCAUGAAGUUCUCUUUCCGCAGCAUAAAGGCCUACGACAGCACCACUGAUCUGGACGACCAUGUCGCCCAAUACAGACAAAGGAUGCUCGCCAUAGCACUCCGAAAGGGGUCGCGCGAAGCUACCUUGUGCAAAGGUUUUGGCUCCACUCUGACCGGACCCGCUCUGCAAUGGUACAUCAACUUACCCUCCAGCUCCAUAGCUUCCUUCGCGGUUCUCAGCGAUAAGUUCGUGGAACAAUUCGCCAGAAGCAGGGACCUGGAGAAAACCUCCGACUGCCUCUACGAAAUCCUCCAGCACCGAGCGGAACCACUGCGAGGCUACAUAGCCCGCUUCAAUCAAGAGAAGGUAGCUAUCCCCGAAUGCAGUAUCCCCACUGCUAUCUCUGCUUUCAAGAGAGGCCUGCUCCCCGACAGAGACCUCUACAAGGAGCUGACCAAAUAUCAUUGCAAAACCAUGGAAGACGUCCUAUCUCGAGCCUGGGCACAGGAAAAAUGGGAGGAAGACGUCACCAGCCGUGCCAAAGAGCAACAAAAGCAAGAUUCCAAGACGAUCAGAUCAGACCGAACCGAGCGAGACGAGAAACCCUCACAAAGACCAGCUACGGACUCCGGAAAUCGAAACCGGGGCAGAUACCAGAACCGGCCGAUCGAGAAGGCAGAAGGGAUGGCAGUGUCCGCGUGGCUAGACAUCUCUCACCUCUCAGUAUCGAGGCCAAAGCUGGUCAAUGUUCUGAGGCAGAUGGGCCAAGAGGUUAAGUGGUCUCAGAAGAUGAAAGCACCCGACUCUUUCUGGAACCCUGGUUUAUGGUGCGACUUCCACCGAGACCACGGUCACAAAACGGAGGACUGCGUCGCACUAAAUAUAGAGGUCAACGAGCUACUUAGGAAAGGACACCUCAGGAAGUUACUUUCCGAGAAGGCCAAGAGCCAUAUAAGAAAGGAGACAAUGGAAAUCAGCGGCAUAAGCCAUGCAGGUGUGAAGAAAAGCACCUGGAACGCCAAGCACGGCCUAGAGGCAGCCAAGCCAAAACGCCUGCUCCUAGGAACAGACGAGAUAAGCUUCGCGGCCAAGGAGCAGGAGAAAGUUCUCACUCCGCAUCACGACGCCCUAGUUAUCUCGCUCACUGUAGCGAACUGCCUGGUAAAAAGGAUACUGGUAGAUAAUGGAAGCUCUGGUAACAUCAUCUUCCAGGCAGCAUACAAGGACCUGGGGCUGGAGGAAAGCGCUCUAACUCGGAGGAUAACCCCCCUUAUAGGGUUAAGCGGGGAAGUCAAAGAAACCGCCGGGGAGAUAACCCUCCCCCUAUACGCUGAAGGAAUCAACAGGUCAGCCAAGUUCCUCCUUGUCGAUUGCGACUCGUCUUACAACAUGAUCCUAGGACGGCCUUGGAUUCACGGAAUGGGGCCCGUCCCCUCGACUUUCACCAAAUGGUGA
Molecule: messenger RNA, 2058 nt
Organism: Brassica napus (rape)
Lineage: Eukaryota; Viridiplantae; Streptophyta; Magnoliopsida; Brassicales; Brassicaceae
Exons: 2
Coding region: 1-2058 (685 amino acids)
Source: RefSeq, a predicted model, not a curated record